GUCACCUGUGUAUAUUGUGUUGAGUUACCAGGGGAUAAAAUAAGAAGUGGCAGUAGCCGUGAUGUACAGACGGGAGAAGUCCCUUACCGCAAAGUCCAGCACAUCGGCACUAUGCGGAAAUUUGUCUGUGUUCGUCAACAAGGAGAAGAAUUUGUUAAAUUAUGCAGUUGUCCACAAGUCUGACGUGAACAUCGUGUCCGCGUCGACGGACGGCUCGACGGCCACUCACAGACAGGUGUCUUGCAAAGAGCCGUCUGCAGCCUACAGUACUGUUAUGGUCAUGCAGGCUAAGUGGGUAGAGUUACCAGUGAAGACGAUUCUUGUGAUAACAUCUCAAAGAGGAAUUUUGAUGUAUGAAGGUGAUGGAUCAUUUAUGUUGUACUGGCAUGCUGUAGAGGGUGCAAAUGAUGAAGGUGAAUCUUCAUUUGCAAGAGGAAUCAGUGGUUUUCAAGAGAAUACUGUAUGUGUGGGGACUUACACAGGUGAAAUUCUGGUGUUUGAUGUACCCUCCAGAGGCACAAAUGUUACAUUAGCAGAUGUAUUGAAAGGCCAUAAGACUCCUGUGUGCGACAUAACCUCUGACAAAGACAGGUUAAUCAGCAGUGAUGAAGAGGGAACCAUUGUAGUGUGGAAAUGCUCUAAGGAAAAGCUUCAACAGGCGGUCAGGAUAAAGGGCUCUGGGUACCCAUGCUCCAGUCUAGCUGUGUGGAAGGACAUUGUGGUUGGUGGAUAUGGGUCAGGUCACAUCAGAAUAUUUAGCAUUACAACAGGCAAGAUGGCGGCUGAGGUGGCCGCACAUGCUCGAUGGAUUAAUUCAGUGGAUGUUUCUCCAGACACUGGCUUGGUUUUAUCUGCCAGUGAGGAUUCCUUUGUGCGAGUGUGGCAGCUAUCAGCUGGUGAAGUCCCUGAAAUCCAGCAUAAGUUUUCUGAGUGUGUGACAGACCUUCAGUUGGCAGGAGGUCAGUUUAUAGAGCCAGCUGGAAGAGCCUUUUGUGUGACAGGAUAUGACAGUCCUGAACUCGUCUUCUUUGCCAAAAACUGAUACAUACAUGUACUCCCUGAAACUUCUCAACUUUGCCCAUCUCAUCAUCUGAGUGCAUUCCCAGUUUUGCAUCAGAGACAUUUCUUAUGGAGCAUGUAACUUUAUUGUUACCAUGAUGUCAUCAUCAUGUUAAGUGAAAUCCUGUGUAGGUUGCUUUGUUGGAUAUGUGUUUUGGACGAUGUGUGAGCAUAUCCUGUUGAUUAACAUUGUUUAAUAAUGGAUUUUGUAAAGGUGCUUAUGCAGGUACUUGUAGUAAUACAUGUCAUAUGGUGAAUUGUGGUUUUAAUUGUGAGAAUUGUUUUUAAUAUUCCUGUAACAGUCAGAAUUAAGCCUCUGAGGGUUUUGGACAGUUAAGGGUAGAUCCUUAUGAAUUUGACAAAGCGCUUGUACACUAUAUCUUGAUACCAUAUUGUAUUGAAGAAAUUGAUAUCAUAUUAUAUCAAAGAAGUUCCAGGUAAAUGUGAUGGUAAAUAUGCAGUCUUUAAGAUUAGUGCCUUUUUGUGGUUAUGUAUUUGUUAUGGGACCAAACAGUUUUACAGCUAAAUUUUAAAUGUCUUUCAUGACUGUUAAAUCAUGCCCUUAGACAGGUCAGCUUCAAGGCAAGCAGUGCCUAAAAAGUCAAAAGCGGAACUUCACCUAAACUUUUUGAAUGCAGUUUUCAGAUCCCUAAUCAUGAUUCCGUAUUUGCCCUGUUUGCGUUUUAUAUUCAAGUCCAUGCUGACAAAUGUGCACUUAUUAGACAAGACUUUAGAGUAGUUUGGAACAGGAAAGUACAAAUAGUUAAGUACUGUCACUAAUGUCUCUGGAUGUGGUGUUGAUUACUGGGACUGGCACGUUGGGUUUUCAACAUACAUGUACUUUAUUAAAUGACCUGUGAACAAUGUUAAAAUUUAGAGCAGAACAAUUAGGAUUGAUCUAUUUUCAGUUUCCUAACAAGCCAGGCAUAUAAUGUAAUUUGAUUAGUUUGAUGAGUUAUUUAUGUUACCAAAUGUUAUAUUUGUUAUAUAGGCCUUCAUGCAGAAUCCGUCCCUUAUUGCUGUCAGAUAUGCAUGCUGCAUCCGUCCUUGUGAAGUGACUUAACACCUGCCUGUGUAAAGGCAGUCUUAGAGAUUCAUUGAUAAUGGCGUUUGAUACUUGUUAUUUGCCCUCCUCUCUUCCAAGGGGUAGCUGUUUUCUAUCCACCAGUCUGUACGUCCUUUUGUUGAUGUUCAAAGUCUUGGCCAGGCAAUAUCUCAGUGAAUCUAAAUCUGGUAGGUGGUGUAAAUCUUGUCUAGACUGAUGUCAAACAGAUAACAACUAAACACUAUCCAGUUGUAACUGACUUGUUUGAUUCAGCAUUUGUCUAAACAUAACCUACAUGAAAUGUUUUCAAGGCCACACAUCUAUGUUGGCUGCUGUCGGCAGCCUGAAAAUUAAUAUACACACCUUAGGCACAUGACACUAGUUGUGCACCUGUUUAACGAAACUGCUUUUCAGAUCUAAUUCAAGCUAAGAAGUGUAUAUCAUUCUCUUUACCUUUCUAGGUGCAUAUGAUGUGUUUCAUUGUGUUGUAAAUGGGCGAAGUGUAACAUUAUCUUGAAAUGUUAUUGCAUUGUGCUUGAAAGUGUGUGUUUAACCUUUGUUCAUAUUUUGUGAUAUAUUCAUGUUGAUAUUGUUUUCGUCUGUAAUUAUACAUGUUAUAAUAUAUUUUCUUUACAUCA
This is a messenger RNA of Liolophura sinensis, 2742 nucleotides long. Its product is annotated as WD repeat-containing protein 54-like. NCBI's taxonomy places the organism in Eukaryota, Metazoa, Mollusca, Polyplacophora, Chitonida, Chitonidae. The record is from RefSeq and is a predicted model, not a curated record. Gene Ontology annotation, cellular component: small-subunit processome. Gene Ontology annotation, molecular function: protein binding; U3 snoRNA binding.